GUAGCUAGCUAGAUUUCAUGGGUGCGAAAGCGAAAGCUUGGAGGCAACACACAAACAAUAUAUUUCUUUUGAAUGAGUUGGUAACAUGACUACUGAAAAGAAGAAAUAUUCUGUAGAAAGCAAAGUUUUAUAUCAACCUGAAAGUACAGCCUUGUGCACAAUAUUAAACGAUGGUUUGAAAAAGAACUUCCAGCAUGUUGUGGUUGCAGAAGUUGAUUGUCCAGACCUGACAGAAUCACCUUGGUGUCUUGCUGCCAAAGGAAUUUGUGGCUCACCAAAGUUAUUGGAUGUUGGUGGAGUUCCCAAUUUAAUUCCAACGCCUAGAAAAGAAAAAAUCUAUCGCUUUGACGAAUUAGCUGAAAUGGCAGGCAAUCAGGAUGCAUAUUUUCUUGGUGCAGGGGCAGCUGGCUUUCAUAUCUUAGGUGGAAAUGCGGAGAUGAUGGCUAAUUUACGUUUAGGUAAAGAAGAAUGUAUUGAAACGUACGUUGCAAGUGUAAAUAAAGAGGGAGAAUGUGACCUAAAAAAGUUCCCUGAAAAGGAAUUCGGUUUGUUGGGAAAUUUUCUGGCAUCUGAAGGUUUACAAGGUAAGGUAAUAAAGAUCUGUGCAAAAACGCGUAUUGGUGAAGAUAAUUUUAUUCAGUCUAUUAGAAAUGUGUCGAAGGAGGCUUUUCCCAAUAAUAUGAUUGGCCUGGGUGGCGUUUUUAUGAUAAAAUCUGGAAAAGCAAGACUUCACGUCAUGCCAUGCUUUUCUGAAAGUCCAUUAAUAACAGACGAAGAUGUAGAAAAUUGGUUGAAAUUUUAUGAAAUGUCCUCACCUCUUAUUUGUCUUAGUGUAUUUUACAAUUAUGAUGAGGGCAUGGACUUACGAAUAGAUCACACACAUUGCUUUAGCCAUCAUGGUGAAGGCGGUCAUUACCAUCAUGACACAACACCAUCGGCAGUUGAAUAUGAAGGUUAUUUCGUUGUAGCCGAAGAGCUUUUGCGUGUAGACCGUCCAAAACAGACUCAUUCUGUGGGAAGGGAUUAACAUUUUUAUUGUCUAGUGAUAUAAUUAUUCUUUUAAAUGAGAUUAUGUGCUA
Molecule: messenger RNA, 1079 nt
Organism: Hydractinia symbiolongicarpus
Lineage: Eukaryota; Metazoa; Cnidaria; Hydrozoa; Anthoathecata; Hydractiniidae
Product: ester hydrolase C11orf54 homolog
Exons: 9
Coding region: 86-1027 (313 amino acids)
Cellular component (GO): nucleus
Molecular function (GO): zinc ion binding; hydrolase activity, acting on ester bonds
Source: RefSeq, a predicted model, not a curated record